UUAUCAAUUACUUUCUGAUAAACAAUUAAGUCUUUGCUACAACCAUGGCGUUUCUCAAAGUCUUUUCCUUCUUCUUCCCCUUUUUGCUGGUUUCAAUGGCGUUCAUGACCACCAAUACAUUUCUUCUUGUUGGAGCUCGUCGUCUUCUGGAAACAAAAGAGCCAGAGUUACCCAAGUUGCCUGAAUUGCCUCACUUAACCAAAAUUCCCACUGAAUUGCCAAAGCCCGAGUUACCCAAAAAGCCUAUUGAGUUGCCGAAAGUGCCCGAGUUGCCGAAGGUGCCCGAGUUGCCUAAGCUUGGGAUACCCACAGUGCCUGUUGAGUUGCCGAAGCCCGAGAUGCCCAAAAUACCCGAGUUGCCGAAGCCCGAGUUGCCCAAGCCUGAGGUUCCAAAAAUGCCCGAGUUGCCAAAGCCUGAAGUGUCCAAAAUGACUACUGAGUUGCCAAAGCCUGAGCUGCCUAAAAUACCCGAGUUGCCGGAAAUGCCUGAGCUGCCAAAGCCUGAGACGCCCAAAACGCCUACUGAGUUGCCAAAACCUGAGCUUCCAAAAAUGCCUGAGUUGCCAAAACUUGAGAUGCCCAAAAUACCUGGUGAGUUGCCGAAACCCGAGCUACCCGAACUGCCUGAGCUGCCGAAACCCGAGUUACCAAAAAUGCCUGAGCUGCCUAAGCCAGAGAUACCUGCUGAAUUGCCAAAACCUGAGUUGCCCAAAACUUCCUCAUCACCUUGAGACUUGAGAGUCAUUACCGUACUGCACAGAUCAUCAUUGAGUGCUGUCCAUUGAUGACGUUGUUCCGUAAUUAUGAGUUUUUCUAAAAUAAAUGAUACGGGAAGGAUAUAUAUAUAUAUAUAUACACACACACACACACACACACACACACACACACACACAUAUAUACAUAUAUAUAUAUAUAGUUCAUGUCAUUCAUGUUAUUUUAAUAUAUAAUGUUGCCGCCUCGGAGGGUGGUAACAUGAGA
Molecule: messenger RNA, 978 nt
Organism: Carica papaya (papaya)
Lineage: Eukaryota; Viridiplantae; Streptophyta; Magnoliopsida; Brassicales; Caricaceae
Source: RefSeq, a predicted model, not a curated record